CACGAGAGCUAUCCUGACCAACUUCUAAACAGAGCAGUGGUGAAGUUUGAGGAGGUAAAAUAAAGACUUUGUGUCCGGUUGAGAGCCUCACUAACCAUUAAACGGACACAGCCUACAGUCCGGCUGCCACUAUGGACGAUUUAGACGCACUGCUGGCGGACCUGGAAUCCACUACGUCCCACAUCUCAAAGCGGCCUGUGUUUCUGUCUGACGAGACCCCUUACUCCAUCCCCACCGGAGGACACUCCUACCAGGAUGUGUCAGUCCCUCCUCCGGUCCCUCCUCCACCCUCAGCCGAGGCUCUGAACGGAUCCCUGAUAGAUCAGCCCGACUCCAUCCACUCCUCUCAGCAGUCUUUAGGUUCAGCCCACAAGAGCUCGUGGUCGAGGGACAGCAGCAGCUCGCCGUUGUCUCACAUUGAAGAGGACCACGUCUACAGUUUUCCAAACAAACAGAAAUCAUCCGACUCGUCGACAGCAGCCAUGACCUCUGCUCUGGGGAGUAACCUGUCAGAGCUCGACAGGCUGCUUCUGGAGCUCAACGCCGUGCAGCAGAGCUCGCCUUCAUUCCCCACCACAGAGGAGGCAGCUCCACCCUUACCCUCCUGCAGCAUCACUCACUACGAGAACGGCAGCGCCCCCGACAUCAUGGUGAGCCCUCCCGCUCAGGAGACACCCAACAGAAACGGAACCAGGAUUGAAGACACCCGACCCACCGUGGAGAGUCUGCUGGACGAGCUGGAGGGCUCAGUGCCUUCACCCAGCCCUUCCUCUCGUCACAGUGAUUUGGACACGCCCUCUCAGCAGCAGGCCAGGAUGUCAGCUUCCUGUGCCACGAGAGAGCUGGACGAGCUGAUGGCCUCUUUGUCUGACUUUAAGCCCACCUCUUUGGGCUCUCUGCUGGACCCUGCAGGACCCAGCUCUCCUCACCUUCCAGCGGCCUCUCCUUCCCUUCCUCUGUCCCACCCAUCUGCCUGUGCCUCUCCUCUCUUCUCUCUGCCCGCUGGUUUCGAGCUGCACAUAGAUGAGGACGGAGGAGACGGUACAUUGAUGCCUCACUCAAACCGUCUCCCUCCCCACAGUCCUGUGUCCUCACUGUCUGCAGCCAGUGAGCCAGACCUGGACUCUGUUAUAGAUGUCUCUGCCACCAUGCUCUCCUCUCAGACCAAGUCUCUGCUUGUCCUCUGUCAGUCUACUUCCUGUAACUCUAACCUGAUGAGAAAUAGCCCGAGUCCUUCAAACGCCACCACCACCCCCUCUCUGACCUCGGUUAACACCGUCCUGGACCACAAGUCCUCCAAGUCCCCUAGUCCGUCUGUAGAACGUGUCUCACCCUCAAAUACUUGCAGUAAAUGGUCCUGUGCUUCUGAAAUCAGGGGGUCUCCUUCUUUUCAAGACCUUGAUUUGAAUUACUCCACCCCGACUCCUGUGAAAAACCUCACCCCUCCUCUCUCUGCUCCGAAGACACCCUCACCCUUCCCUAUGCCCCUCUCUCUCUCUCCACCUUCCUUUUCCCUAAAAACAUCUUCACCAUCCUCAGUCUCUCCAGUCAUGGUCCCCUCUCGUCUGGCCUCCACCAGCCCCAGCAGACAGCUGAUAGAGUCGACUCCCACAGUCCCACUCUUUGUACAGCGGCCCCCCCCUGCAGCAGAGCCCUCCCUGGACGAGGCUCUUGACAAGCUGCUGGCCAUGAGUUUUGUACAGAAUCACGUGGAGGAGCAACAGAUGAAGAUGGAGGCUCCGUGUCUGGGCAGCUGCAUGCAGGAUGUGCAGGAGGAGCUCAUCCUGCCCAUGGACAGAAACAGCGUGCAGCCCGACACCUUCACUAGCGCCACCAACACCAUCACAGACGGCUCUGUGGACGGAGGCACCGACGGGAAUGGCGAUCUAGACUGGGCGGAUGAGGAGCUGUCCAUGUCCUUCCAUGACGGAUUUGAUGGCACCAUGACGCCAUACACAGAGAGGCCUUACACAGAUGGCAGCAUGACCCCGCUGACAGAGGCCAGCUGGAUGGAUGAGUCCAUGACCCCAUCCUCAUGCCCCGGGACCCCUGACGUGGCCCUGGACCUGCCCAUGCUGCAGACUCCCAAUAUAGACCGAGUGUCUGCAUCCGGACACAUAAAAUCAGUGAUUAGGCGCACAAAGGAGACUCCCAACGUGCACCCCAUGUUCAGAGACGGUCACCUGCGCAGGAAGAUGGGACCGGUCAUCGUAAACAAGAACACUUCUCAGGACCGCCUCAUAGAGGAGCUUCAGGGCAAGUUUGGGAUCGGCCGGUCGGAGCGGCGGCGUAAACAGUCUGAUGACUGGCUGACGGAGGGCGUCGUUGUCACAUCCAAACCCCAGCGUUUCCGUCCUGAAGGGGUCAACAGUGAGGUCGAGAAGAUCAUUAUUCCCCCUGACUCCCCUGUCCCUGUGAGAAAGGUGCUCCCACCUCCCUCUCCCCCUGCCCCUCGUCGCCCUCCUAUUGUAGAAGAACCAAAGCGACCCGUCCCUGUACGGCAAGCCCCUGUCCCUACACCCCCACCACUUCCUCCUCCACCUCCCUCUGCACCUCCACAACCGCAGCGCAUCCCGGAACCGGUCCCUGCUGCACCCCGGCAUACUGUCAAAUCCUCACCUUCACCUGCCCCAGUUCAGGAACCUCCUGCUCCCAAACCAGAGCCCCCUCCUCCUGUUUUUAAAACCCCCAUCCAGCCUCCACCAGCAGAGCCAGAUACACAAGUUCCACCUAAAGUCCUGGUGUCUGUAGGCUGCCAAACAGAGUAUGACCCAAUCUUCCCUCCAAUGCAGAUUAUGGCCCAAGGAAAGGGUGGGGUUCCUGGUGGUCCUCCGACUCAGGUCAACAAGCUGGACAACAUGCUCGGCAGCCUGCAGUCGGACCUCAACAAGCUGGGUGUGCAGACGGUCGCCAAAGGAGUGUGUGGUGCCUGCUGUAAGCCCAUUGUAGGACAGGUGGUGACUGCCAUGGGCCGCACAUGGCACCCCGAACACUUUGUGUGCACGCACUGUCAGGAGGAGAUCGGCUCCAGAAACUUCUUUGAGCGUGAAGGUCAGCCAUACUGUGAGAAAGAUUACCACAACCUCUUCUCCCCGAGGUGCUACUACUGCAACGGACCCAUCCUGGAUAAAGUCGUGACGGCGCUGGAUAGGACCUGGCAUCCUGAGCACUUCUUCUGUGCUCAGUGUGGAUCCUUCUUUGGCCCUGAAGGUUUUCAUGAAAAGGAUGGAAAGGCUUACUGCAGGAAGGAUUACUUUGACAUGUUUGCACCAAAAUGUGGAGGCUGUGCCAGAGCCAUUUUAGAGAACUACAUCUCAGCACUGAGCAGCCUCUGGCAUCCUGAGUGUUUUGUUUGCAGGGAGUGUUUCACACCAUUUGUGAACGGAAGUUUCUUUGAGCACGACGGCCAGCCUUACUGUGAGGUGCACUACCACGAACGCCGAGGCUCCCUCUGCUCCGGCUGUCAGAAGCCCAUCACGGGACGCUGCAUCACAGCCAUGUCCAAGAAGUUCCACCCAGAGCACUUUGUGUGUGCCUUCUGCCUGAAACAGCUCAACAAAGGCACCUUUAAAGAACAGAACGACAAACCGUACUGCCAUGGCUGCUUCAUCAAACUGUUCAGUUAGAGAGUGAGCACAUUUAACACGCAAUGUGUGGGUCUGUGUCUUCAGCAUUUAAAUACAGAUAGUGAGGGGAUGGGAUUCAAGAAGGUUGUGUCUGUUCUGAUGAGGGCAUUGGAAGUGUGUAUGGAUGAGGUAUGUGCAUGUGGUUAAAGCCGGCGCUCUGUCAGACUAAAACUUACAGACAGGUCUACAUACAUCAUUGAAGCUCUUACAGGCUUUGAAUGGGUCGUGUUUGAUGCAGAUAUUUCUCAGCUUUUAAAGGACAGUUAUGAUCAUGAGCUCAAGAAAAUGUACGAAAUGGUCACAUGGUGACAUUAACAAGGUUUUCAGAUCAACACUGAUGCAUCGAAGUCAUUUUUAAAAUCCUGUGUUGAAUCUUGUCUUUUCUGUAAAUCUCUCAACAAUGUGCUUUCAAAUCUUCAAAGUUAUUUUUUUCUGGUAAGAUGGUGAAAUCUUACUGAACACUGUAGAUCUCCAGGAAAUACUCUGCAUGUUUUUCAUUGUUGCUCACUGGUUGAGCGUCUCUCAUUUUAAACCGUAGGGGGAGUGUGAAGAUCAGGAAACUUUAGCAAGGAGCAGGUGACCUGAUGCUUUUUUAAACAUCAUGUUAUUACAACAGAUGAGUGUUUUUGUUUCAUAGCAUGAAGUUGGCCAUCAUAACACUUUAGCAUCGACUGGAAAUGGCUGUGUCGAUUACUUUGUCUGUGUGAAAUUGAUUGUAAUGUCUUUAGACAUUUACAGCAGCAGUCGUUCAGUCAGUCUGAAAAAAACCAGCUAUUUUUUAAGAAGUGUUUGUAUCAGAUUGUUUUCACGCUGAGUUUCUUCUAUAAGUGAAUCAACCUAACAGAGUUUAUAAAAGGAAGAGUCUCACGUACACCUGUUUUGAAGCCAAAGUCAAACCAUGCAUUGGUAAAUCUUUUACUGUGACUGUCAAUGAAGUUCACUUUGAAGCGAGCCACCAUGAGCUGCAGUGUUCGAUCUCCGUAACACACGUUUUAACACAUCUCAUGUUUUUGCUGCCAAAUCAUUCCUCAUCUUUUCAGAGAAGAAAAGAGAAACAAUUUGAUGACAGAUUUUUCUCUCAUACAGUGAAGUGGAACUACAUAAAGAAACUGGGAGUAUGUUGUUUAUUUUUACACUGUAAUCACUGUGUCUGAGAAGUCUUUUGUAAAUAUCCUAUGCAGCUAUGUGAGUUUAAUAACCACUUAUUCAAAGAGGGGGAGGCGGCAGGUUGAAAGGCAGAGAAAAGACACUUUGUUCAGUGUCCUUACUGUAUUGAGAAGCUGAUGAAUGUUUGUUAUUUGUGAAAGAAGUACAUAAUGCAAGAAAAUACAUAGAAUUUGCUGUGACAUUACAAACACCUCUGUCAUGUUACUUUAACUGUGGAUUAACACCUUUGUCUUUAAUUAUCAGCAGGCUGUCCUUACUCUUGAUUCAGCUGGUAACACUGGCAAAUUCAGCUAAAUACUUGCAACAGGUCAAUAGUCCAGUUUUGUUUUCAUAUUAUAAUUCUGUGAGUCCACUGAAAAAUAAAAGCCUGGAGGUCUGUUAGAAGAAAUGGUAGGACUAAGAUGACCCUCAGCGUCUGCGUAGUGUCUACUGUAUUAGAAACAAGUGGGGUCUGUAAAUGGUCAAGGAUCACAUGCAGCAGAUGUUGGGCCUUUUGUCGUUUUCAGGGAAUUGUAGAGCCUUAAAUCUCUUCUCACUCUAUAUAAGAGUUACAGUUGUUUAUUCAAAUCAAUCAGUAGAGUGUUAUUUAACCAAAGCCAUACCUUCUUUUCAUUGAUUUUGUGUCUGUUCAAUUAUUUUUUUCUUUUCACUACGAAUGUCAAUAAUUAUGAAGUGGGAGUCCUCACCUCUAGUCUGAUAAUGCCAAUAAAUACUGUUUUGGUAUCCAAA
Messenger RNA from Labrus mixtus (cuckoo wrasse), 5522 nucleotides. RefSeq lists its product as uncharacterized. The coding region runs from base 132 to 3626 and encodes 1164 amino acids. Gene Ontology annotation, biological process: endothelial cell migration; transforming growth factor beta receptor signaling pathway; substrate adhesion-dependent cell spreading. The transcript is spliced from 14 exons. The record is from RefSeq and is a predicted model, not a curated record. Lineage: Eukaryota; Metazoa; Chordata; Actinopteri; Labriformes; Labridae.